UAUAAAGCUGGACGAUUGGAACAUAUGGAUAUACAGUUUAAUGAAGAAAACACAAAUUUAAAAAGAUUACUUCAAACAAGUAAAACACACUUUAUAAUUAAACGUGAAAGAGUAACAAAUUAUAAAACAGCUGAUUAUGAAGGUGAUUUUGUUGUUGUUAUUUAUGACAAAAGUUUUAAUGGUACCUUUAUUAAUAGCAGAAAACUAAUAGAUAAAAAAGGCAUACUCCAUAAUAAUGAUACAAUAAGUAUUGCCAAACCUGAUAAUGAAGUCUUCCAGUACGUGCAAACAACAAAUUCAGUUUAUAUACCACCAGAGUUGGCUAGAUAUUACGUGGCUUUGAGAACUUUAGGACAUGGUAGUUGUGGACCAGUUGAAUUAAUAUAUUCAAAAACUGGUUAUUGUCCAUUGGUAUUGAAAUGUAUAAAAAAAAAUAGCUUAGAUGAGACAGCUCAUCAAGAUAAUUUUAUGAAUGAAGCUAAUAUAUUAAAAGGAUUAAAACAUCCAAAUAUUAUUAAAAUGGUACAUGCAAUAAAUACACCAUCUGAUAUUUUUAUCAUACUGGAAUUAAUGCAAGGUGGUAAUUUAUUUGAUAGAAUUAAAAACAAUGGUUUAUCAGAAGAAUUAACGAAAUUUUAUUUCUAUCAAAUUGCAACUGCUGUUGAGUAUCUUCAUGAUAAAAAAAUUACACAUCGUAAUCUCAAACCAGAGAAUAUUUUAUUACGAGACAAUGAUGAAUAUACACUUGUUAAAGUAACUGAUAUUGGUUUGAUGAAUCUGGUUAAUGAUGGAAUGAUGGUGGAAGAAUUUCGUUUUGCACCAUAUUAUGCUGCACCAGAAAUAUUUAAAAGACAACAGUAUACAAGUCAAGGAGAUGUAUGGAGUUUGGGUGUUAUACUGUAUGUUAUGUUAAGUGGCUGUUUACCAUUUUUACCCUCAACAACAAAAAGUAUUUCGGAUGUUGUUAUUGAAGGUAGUUAUAAUUAUACACCGGAUAAAUUUAGAAAUGUAUCUGACGAAGCGAAAUAUUUGAUUGGAAGUAUGUUGAAAGUCGAUCCAAAUGAUCGUUAUACAGCUUCAAAAAUUGUUGCACAUUCAUGGUUGAAUGAUAGAGAAUUAAUGGAAAGAAUUUCAAUAAUUUUAGAACCAUAUAUUAAUAUUAAUAAUAAUGAUAAUAGUGACAAUAAAAGUGCAAAUGUUGAUAGAGAAAUUGGUAGUCUACAACGUGAUGAUGAAUUUUUAAAUGAUAUUCCAAUGAAACGUUUACGUUUAGAAUAAUACAUUUGCCAAUAAAAAAAAAUAAUUUUGGAGUAUUAGUUGAUACAAAAUUUUAAUAAUAAUAUAAACAACACCCGAGAACCAUUCGUUUUGUUAUUAUCUUCAUAAAGUAUAUUAAUACCACUUAGCAACAUUUUAAUUUCAGCAAUAGCACGUCCUGGAUUGAGUUCUUUUGGACAAACUUUUGUACAAUUAAAUACUGAAAAAUAAUCACGCAUUUUAUUUAAACGUUCAUGAUGUUUCGUAUCUCUUGAAUCAAUAAUCCAUCUGUAUGCUUGAAGUAAAACAGCUGGACAAAGAUAUUUUUCACGAAGCCACCAGUAUGUG
Aphidius gifuensis is the source of this 1605-nucleotide messenger RNA. RefSeq names its product ovarian-specific serine/threonine-protein kinase Lok-like. Gene Ontology annotation, molecular function: ATP binding; protein kinase activity; protein binding. Gene Ontology annotation, biological process: protein phosphorylation. The record is from RefSeq and is a predicted model, not a curated record. Bases 25 to 1278 code for a protein of 417 amino acids. The transcript is spliced from 2 exons. NCBI's taxonomy places the organism in Eukaryota, Metazoa, Arthropoda, Insecta, Hymenoptera, Braconidae.